AAAUAUUAUAGAUAAAUGGAUAAUAAACCUAAAUCAAUGGCUAAAUAUAUCAAAUAGGCCAGAAAUUAACUUUAAACAGCAGUGUCUGCGAGCAAGAUUUGCUAUAUAAACAGCAGACGUGUAAAAUAGAGUGGCUUCCCCCUGAAUCUUAUAAAAAUAAAACUUAAACAAGAUGGCUGCUAUAGUAGUGCUAUAUUUUAGGUAGAUCUAUGUAAAAUCAGUAGAGGCUAACACGGAGGCUAAUUGAAAGGAUGCUCGUAACUUGGUUAUGUCAUUUCAUUUAUAAGAAGCAGCAUGGGAGAGGCAACUGCUGAUUUAGAUUUACAGUCUGAUGAGUUUAAAGAAUUUUCAAAUUCUGAAGAUGUGAAGCCACUUCUAUCUACAGUAUUUUCAUCUUCUUCUGACAUAAAAACAGAAUUAUCAUUUUUAACUUUCCGUGAUAUCAAACCAAACUUGACAUUUAUAGCUUCACAGGAUGAUAAAACCGUUGUUACGCCAGAUUUUUCAUCUUCUACAGACACAAAGUCAGAAUGUACAACAUUUUCCUCUUUUGAUGAUGUAAAACACCAUAUGACAUUUCUAACUUCUCAAGAUAAAACAACAGGAUUUUUAAUUUUUAAAGAUAUGGAACCUGCUGUAUCAGCAGUAUGUACAAGAUCUGAAGAUAUAAAACCAGAAUUAGAAACUUUAUCAACCAACACAGAAUUAGAAAUUUUAUCAACUACUGAAGAUAUAAAUCCAGAAUUACAAAAUAUAUCAACUAGUGAAGAUCUAAAACGAGAAUUAGAAACUUUAUCAACUAGCGAAGAUAUAUUCCCAGAAUUAGAAACUUUAUCAACCAACAAAAAUUUGAAACCAGAUUUAUGGACAAAAUUUUUAGAUUCUGAGGACAAACAACAAAAUGGACUUGAAGAAAAGCUAAAACUCUCUGAAGAUGAAACAUAUCUCUCUGUUGAUCCUCAUGAUCAUCAUGAACAGUUUUUUCAAAGAUCUAACUUGAAUAAACAAGCUCAAGUAGAGGAGAAGCCACUUGAAUGUGAUGCUUGCCAUAAAAGGUUUUCAGAUAGUUCUAGGUUAAAUGAACAUAAAAAAGUUCAUUCAGGAGAUAGGCCAUAUGAAUGUGAUUAUUGUCAUAAAAAGUUUUCUAAUAGUUCUGCUCUAAGCAGCCACAAAAAAAUACAUUUACUAGUUAGACAGUAUGAAUGUGAUGUUUGUCACAAAAGGUUUUCAAGGAAUUCUUAUUUAGCGAAACACAAAAAAGUUCAUUCAGGAGAUAAGCCUCAUGAAUGUGAUGUUUGUCACAAAAGGUUUUUAAGGAAUUAUGGUUUAGCGGAACACAAAAGAGUUCAUUCAGGAGAUAAACCAUUUGAAUGUGAUGUUUGUCAUAAAAAGUUUUCUCAGAGUUAUAAUUUAUAUGCACACAAAAGAGUUCAUUCAGGAGAUAAACCAUUUAAAUGUGAUGUUUGUCAAAAAAAGUUUUCUCAGCGUUCUAAUUUAUAUGCACACAAACAAGUUCAUUCAGAAGAUAAACCAUUUGAAUGUGAUGUUUGUCAUAAAAAGUUUUCAUAUAGUUCUGCUCUAAGCAACCACAAAAAAAUACAUUUACUAGUUAGACAGUAUGAAUGUGAUGUUUGUCACAAAAGGUUUUCAAGGAAUUCUGGUUUAGCGAAACACAAAAAAGUUCAUUCAGGAUAUAAGCCUCAUGAAUGUGAUGUUUGUCAUAAAAAGUUUUCUCAGAGUUCUAGUUUAUAUGCACACAAAAGAGUUCAUUCAGGAGAUAAACCAUUUGAAUGUGAUGUUUGUCAAAAAAAGUUUUCUCAGAGUUCUAGUUUAUAUACACACAAAAGAGUUCAUUCAGAAGAUAAACCAUUUGAAUGUGAUGUUUGUCAUAAAAAGUUUUCAUAUAGUUCUAGUUUAUAUACACACAAACAAGUUCAUUCAGAAGAUAAACCUUUUGAAUGUGAUGUUUGUCAUAAAAAGUUUUCAUAUAGUACUACUUUAUAUGCACACAAACAUGUUCAUUCAGAAGAUAAACAAUUUGAAUGUGAUGUUUGUCAUAAAAAGUUUUCUCAGAGUUCUAGCUUAUAUAGACACAAAAGAGUUCAUUCAGAAUAUAAACCAUUUGAAUGUGAUGUUUGUCAUAAAAAGUUUUCACAUAGUGCUAAUUUAUAUGCACACAAACAAGUUCAUUCAGAAGAUAAACAAUUUGAAUGUGAUGUUUGUCAUAAAAAGUUUUCUCAGAGUUCUAGUUUAUAUACACACAAAAGAGUUCAUCCAGAAGAUAAACAAUUUGAAUGUGAUGUUUGUCAUAAAAAGUUUUCUCAGAGUUCUAGUUUAUAUAAACACAAAAGAGUUCAUUCAGAAGAUAAACCAUUUGAAUGUAAGGUUUGUCAUAUAAAGUUUUCACAUAGUGCUAUUUUAUAUAUACACAAACAAGUUCAUUCAGAAGAUAAACAAUUUGAAUGUGAUGUUUGUCAUAUAAAGUUUUCACAUAGUGCUAUUUUAUAUAUACACAAACAAGUUCAUUCAGAAGAUAAACAAUUUGAAUGUGAUGUUUGUCAUAAAAAGUUUUCUCAGAGUUCUAGUUUAUAUAGACACAAAAGAGUUCAUCCAGAAUAUAAACCAUUUGAAUGUGAUGUUUGUCAUAAAAAGUUUUCACAUAGUGCUAAUUUAUAUGCACACAAACACGUUCAUUCAGAAGAUAAACAAUUUGAAUGUGAUGUUUGUCAUAAAAAGUUUUCUCAGAGUUCUAGUUUAUAUACACACAAAAGAGUUCAUUCAGAAGAUAAACCAUUUGAAUGUAAUUAUUGCCAUAAAUAUUUUUCUAGAAAAAAUAAAACGGUUCAUACUGGAGAUAAGCCAGAUGAAUGUGAUGAUUGCCAUAAAUAUGUUUCUAAAAUAAAGCGGCUCCCGACAUAUUGGCUCCCGAUAUAAGUGCUCAAGACAAAUGGGCUUCCGACAAAUCGGCUCACGACAUAUUGGCUACCGACAAUUGGGCUCCCGACAUAUUGGCUUUUGACAAAAUGACUCCCGACAUAUUGGCUCCAGACCAAUGAAUGGCAUGACCACUAUUGGCAUAAAAGUAACGAUUUUGUCCUACCUCCAAUACCACUAUAUACUCUUUUAAAUGCCCGAAUGAAAUUGUUUUUCAUGAACCAACAUUAAUUCACAAACACAGCGAGCCCUUAACAGAUAAAUUUCACCAAUUCUAAAGUUUUGAUAAUGUUUAAUUUACAACAGAAAAGAUCUGUUGCUUAAAAGCGUGCACAGAAGUGUAAAUGUACGAUAUAUGUAUAUUUAUGUAUAUAUAUAUGUAUAUUUAUGUGUAUAUAUAUGUGUAUAUAUAUGUGUAUAUAUAUGUUGGCAGGUAUCCUAAUGUUGGCUGGUUAUUGAAUAGUUGUCACAGGUUGCUUGUUUUUUGUGUGUAGUUAUAUUCUUGGUUGGUCGUAGCUGGAUCGGGGUAAUGUUCUCCCCUCCCCUUCUCUCAAGACACCGCCCGGUUCUCACGGCACUGGGUUCUGGCAGGGUGUGACGGUGUCACGGAUAAUUUACGACCGUAAGGUCGCGACGGUCAGUUCUUGUCAAACAGGUGGUCGGAAAGUAUGGGAAAAAGUUUGUUUGGAUUCAGCCUAUUUAAGAGGACUGUGUUCAGACCUCUGUCUCUUACACACCAAGCUAGGGCUAUAGACCAGUCUAGGCCUUAUGAUGGCCGCAGAGGCUGGUUUAGUGGCCCAGCUGAGGUAUUGUUGAUAUGGCCUGGUGUUUACACCAGCGGCCCAACACCUUGUUCCAGUGGCCCGAUAUUAUGCUCCUGGCCUGAUGUCUCCUUCUUGUGGCCCGAUAUUAUGCUCGUGGCCUGAUGUCUCGUUCUUGUGGCCCGAUAUUAUGCUCGUGGCCUGAUGUCUCGUUCUUGUGGCCCGAUAUUAUGCUCGUUGCCUGAUGUCUCGUUCUUGUGGCCCGAUAUUAUGCUCGUUGCCUGAUGUCUCGAUCCAGUGGCCAAAUGUCUCGCUCUGGGGCCAGAUGUUUGUUUUGGAGGACGGAUAUGUUGUCCUUGUGGCUGGGGAAUCGCCCUGCCUUUUGUGUGUGACGAACUGGGUCGUGUAAGGAACUCGUAUACAUUCAUGAAAGGAUAAAAUUGUGGUUGUAUCUAAAAAUGUAAGUGAUUUAUUUUUUUAAAUUUUUACAUGUAUUAAGAAUUCGAGGGAUGUUUCUUUUAUUAUGAAAACCGGCCAGGUCUUAUUUGUAUCCUUUUGUUUUUUGCUUGUAAAAUACAUUUUUUGUGAAGUAGGAUGAAGUUAAAUAAAUGCAUUAACUGGGUGUUUACCAAGUUUUAUUUUUAGUGUAAAAUUAAUGUUGUAUUUGUUUAGAUGUUAAUUAGUUUUGCUCAGGUCUAUUAGAUUCCUUUGUCACCACGCAAAGGUGCACGGAUUUGAGAGAAUAAUGUUCAAUACCAUCUUACCAUGUCUCUCUUUUAAUCGGUUAACAAAAACAACCCUCCCCUUACAUUUUGGUGUCAGAAGUGGGAUCGCAGAUGAUCCCUCUUUCUCGAACAACUAA
Molecule: messenger RNA, 4557 nt
Organism: Physella acuta
Lineage: Eukaryota; Metazoa; Mollusca; Gastropoda; Physidae
Product: zinc finger protein 271-like
Biological process (GO): regulation of DNA-templated transcription
Molecular function (GO): RNA polymerase II cis-regulatory region sequence-specific DNA binding; DNA-binding transcription factor activity, RNA polymerase II-specific
Source: RefSeq, a predicted model, not a curated record